GGGCCUCAUAAUCCUUAACUUGCGAUCAAUGGCGAUUCCAUUUUCAUUUUCAAUCAGUUCCAAAUUCAAACACCUCACAAAUCACACUCCCCCAGCCUCAGAUUACACAUUUGCCUCGCUUCAACAAAUCUGCAAAUGGAAAAAGCAAUGGAGAAAACUGAGGAGCAGCCGAUGUCGAAGAACGCCAAGAAGAAGCUACUGAAGCAGGAGAAGUACGAAGCGAAGAAAGCUGAGAAGAAGGCAUACGCGAAAGAGCAGAAGAAGAUGGAGGUCGAGCGGAAGAGAAAGGAAUGGGAGGAGAAAUUGGCUUCAUUGGGUGAAGAGGAAAAGGAGAAGAUGAUUGAAGCAAGGAGAGAGCUGCGGAAGGAGCGGAUGGAGAAACGAUCCGAAGAAAGGCAUAUGAAGGUGGAGAAACUUAUGGAGGCGAAAAGUAGUGGGCAGAAGGUUGUCAUUGAUCUUGAAUUUGCACAUCUGAUGAGCUCUUCUGAGCUUAAUAGCCUUGUUCAACAGAUUAUGUAUUGCUAUGCUGUAAAUAGAAGAUGUUCAUCUCCAGCCCAUCUUUGGUUGACCAGCUGCAUUGGAGAAAUGCAAAACCUUCUUGAACGGCUCCCUGGGUAUGAUAAAUGGGUAAUUGAGAAGGAAAACAGGCCAUACAUUGAAGUAUUUGAUUACAAAAAAGAAAACCUGGUAUACCUCACGGCUGAUUCUGAAAACGUGCUGAAUGAAAUGGAUCCGAAGGCAAUAUAUAUCAUUGGUGGUUUGGUGGAUAGGAACAGGUGGAAAGGAAUAACUAUGAAGAAAGCAGUAGAGCAAGGAAUUCAAACUGCAAAACUCCCCAUAGGAGACUAUCUUAAGAUGUCUAGUUCUCAGGUCCUUACUGUGAAUCAAGUGCUAGAGAUAAUACUCAAGUUCUUGGAAGCAAAAGAUUGGAAGGACUCAUUCUUCCAAGUCAUUCCUCAAAGAAAAAGAUGUGAAUACAGCCAGGAAGGCUGUGAUGGAGAGGUGCAAGAGAAUGUGGAAGCUGGAGAGAAAGAAAUCAAAAAACGAAUUGAACUAUUGGAUGGAGAAAACUUGGAUGAUAAAGAUGGUUUAGAUGUAAAAAGGCAAUGCAUUGAGAACUCUUUAUGAAACAAUAGUUUUUGCUCAUUAAUUUCUUUUCAACAAACAAGGACGUUUUCUCUUCACCUAAGAAAUGUGAACUGAUCUGAUUUUUCGAGAUAUGGUCCAGCCUAGUUUAAAUCUUUUUGUUCCAAUAUGCUAGCUAUAAUUA
This is a messenger RNA of Cuscuta europaea, 1270 nucleotides long. Lineage: Eukaryota; Viridiplantae; Streptophyta; Magnoliopsida; Solanales; Convolvulaceae. The record is from the annotation of a GenBank genome assembly.